Marmota flaviventris (yellow-bellied marmot) is the source of this 942-nucleotide messenger RNA. Its product is annotated as olfactory receptor 4F15-like. NCBI's taxonomy places the organism in Eukaryota, Metazoa, Chordata, Mammalia, Rodentia, Sciuridae. Gene Ontology annotation, cellular component: membrane. Gene Ontology annotation, molecular function: G protein-coupled receptor activity; olfactory receptor activity. Gene Ontology annotation, biological process: G protein-coupled receptor signaling pathway. The record is from RefSeq and is a predicted model, not a curated record.
AUGUAUGAAACAAAUUAUACUGCGGUAUGUGAAUUUGUGUUUCUAGGACUUUCUACAUAUGGACCGAUUCAGCAUUUCUUCCUCACCUGCUCUACAGUGUUGUACCUCACCAUUGUGCUGGGAAACACCCUCGUUGUGAUUACAGUGACCUUCGAUGCUCAUUUACAUUCCCCCAUGUACUUCCUUUUAGGAAACCUCUCAUUUAUUGAUUUAUGUCUUUCUACCUUAACGGUUCCCAAAAUGAUUUUUGACCUCUACUCUGGACACAAUACCAUAUCAUUCCAGGGGUGUGUCAUCCAGAUUUUUGUCCUUCAUGUCCUGGGUGGAUCUGAGAUGGUGCUCCUGGUAGCCAUGGCCUUGGACAGAUAUGUGGCCAUCUGCAAGCCCCUCCACUACCUGACCAUCAUGAGCCCACGGAUGUGCAGUUUGCUUCUGUCUGGUGCUUGGCUUAUUGGUAUCAUUCACUCAGUGGCCCAGUUAGCCUUUGUUGUCCAUUUGCCUUUCUGUGGUCCUAAUGAGAUAGAUAGUUUUUACUGUGAUCUUCCUCAAUUUAUCAAACUGGCCUGCUCAGACACCUAUAGAAUGGAGUUCAUGGUGACUGCCAACAGUGGGUUCAUUUCCACAGGCACCUUCUUCUUGCUGAUUAUCUCCUAUAUCCUCAUCCUGUUCACUGUAUGGAAACACCCUUCAGGUGGUUUGUCCAAGGCCCUCUCCACCCUUUCAGCUCACAUCUCUGUGGUGGUUUUGUUUUUUGGACCAUGCAUCUUUGUUUAUAUGUGGCCAUUUCCCACAGUGUCGGUGGAUAAAUUUCUUGCCAUUUUGGACUUUCUGAUCACCCCCAUCCUGAAUCCUGCCAUUUACACAAUGAGGAACAGAGACAUGAAGCUGGCAAUGAGGAAACUGAUUAGUCAGCUCCUGGGUCUGAGGAAAAUCUCCAAAUAG